CGUCUGAGACCGCCAUUCAGUGUUCGCCUGCUCUGCCUUGGCUCUAUCAUAUAUGUCGGGAUAUUGAAGACAGCGCCUUCCAACCCCCUACAACCUGCUCUGCGAUCGGAUGCAGUGCCGUCCCUCGACUGCUCUCCUCCUCUGGCUUGUGACCAGAUUUCUUCCGAUAUUUCCGACGCGAUGAGCGGUAGGAGGGGAACACUCGAGCAAGACGACCCCAGGCUCAUUGAGAGAAUACGCAGCCAGUAUCUGGACACACCAUCUCUGCAGCCGUACCAGCUCACGGUUGGCGACGACCCUUCACAGGGACAGUCUUCUGCUAUCAGGAAGAUAAUGGGCGAGUUUCGAGAUGGAUUCUUCGUCGAGUGUGGAGCGCUUGACGGGGAAACGCGCUCCAACUCGCUCGUCUUCGAGAAGACCCUGGGCUGGCGAGGCCUCCUGAUCGAAGGCGACCCCAAGAACUACGAAUUGGUGCGCAAGAAGAACAGGAAGGCGUGGACAGUGGGCGCUUGUCUCAGCACGAAGCCACAUCCUCAUUCCGUGAUGUUUAAACAGCAAUUCAACUUGGGCAAGAUAAGCAGCGAUGAGGUGAAUGCCACCUCACACCAGGCAGGCGUUAUCGAAGUUCAGUGUCUGCCCAUCUACUCCCUCCUGUUGGCACUCAACGUGACCACCGUCAAUUACUUCAGCUUGGACGUCGAGGGCUUCGAGUUGGAGGUCCUCAAGACCAUUCCUUGGGACAAAGUUGAUAUACAGACACUCUCAGUGGAGUUCGUUCAUGGUGCUUGGUCCAAGCUUGAACUGAAGCACUACAUGAAGCGACAAAAUUAUUGGUCUUACAAUGAAGUCGCUCUGCCUGAAGGAUGGGAGAACGAUUUCAUCUUCGUGAAGAACACCUACAAGAAAAAAGUAGAUUACCUGAAAAGCGCUCUUCGAUUGGAAUAGUCUUUGCAUUACCCCUACGUAACCUUCGUUUGCAUUACCACAUAAUGCUGCAAUUUGUAGCGGGCCAGAUAUUGGCCUCGUUUUGUGUACUAGGUUUCAAGUGCUCGAACCACUUUAAUUCGUGGUUCGAACCACUUCAAGGGCUCGAACAACUUAAAUUAGAGAUGUUUAUGCAAUUGAUGAAAUUUCAUGUAAGAGUAAUAAGAGAAUAUUUUUCAAGUCGAAGAAAUAUGAUGAUCAUCAUUGAUUACACUUUUUGAAUUCUCAUUGCAUUAAAGGGAAUUCACAUCUAGUUAAACGCACGUCAAGCUCUAAAUGAACAGGAUUUUGGUGUUUUUUUUUUAUUUAUUUUACUAAAAUGUCGAUGAUUGUUAUAAAACCGAAAAAACACUAUUUAUGUAAAAUUAAUGGGAGACUGUGUGGAACAAUCUGUGUGUAAAAAUUUGUGGAACAUGAUCUUGGCAGUGAUAUUAAGAGUUUAUUAUAUGAGCUUCUGAGUAUUGGACCAUUUAUCAAAUGGCUGAAGUAACUAUGAACAGCAAGAUAAAAAAUACUUCUUCUAACGACAAUCUAGGAGCUUUGGACUAGAAAAUGGCAGCUAUUACAUGCAUUAUGCAUAAGCUUACGUGCUGGUAAAAAGUUAGCCAGACUCACUAUAAGUUAGUUAGCCAGAGUUGUUAUACUAAUGUUAGCCAGACUAACUUUAAGUGCCUGUAUAAGGUACUGAACACGGGGAUAUUAUCCGAUUUGCUGGCUACUUACCUCGUUCAGAGGAAAGAGAAGCACUAGCUGCUUCAGCACCACACGAUAUAGUAAGUAGCAAGCAGCAGACUCGUAGAGUUAUAAAAAAGUUCAAGAUUCAUAUGACGGUAAGCGGCAAUUAGGGACUGAAUCAGCCGAGACGAGCGCAUUUGCAAGUUGAACUGGAUAACAUACUGGAUGACAUAGAUCAGCGUGCUGAUUGCGGAAUAGAUUUUAUUACUUGAAAUAAACGAAAGAAAUGUU
Molecule: messenger RNA, 1950 nt
Organism: Hyalella azteca
Lineage: Eukaryota; Metazoa; Arthropoda; Malacostraca; Amphipoda; Hyalellidae
Product: protein Star-like
Exons: 6
Coding region: 181-945 (254 amino acids)
Source: RefSeq, a predicted model, not a curated record